Messenger RNA from Conger conger (European conger), 2258 nucleotides. It is a transcript of the gene c11h5orf34, whose product is annotated as chromosome 11 C5orf34 homolog. Lineage: Eukaryota; Metazoa; Chordata; Actinopteri; Anguilliformes; Congridae. The transcript has 12 exons. The coding region runs from base 449 to 2077 and encodes 542 amino acids. The record is from RefSeq and is a predicted model, not a curated record.
AAUCGCAGUUAGUUUCGUCAUUCCGGAAGCGGGAAGUUUGUCAGAGAAUGCGUUUGUAUGUUGCUUCCACAGAAGGUUGCUUAAUUACUUGAAAAAUUACUUAUUGAAACUGAUGCAGCUAGCGGACUAGCAACAGCUAGCGGACUCGCUUGUUAUCUUGCGUAAACAUGGUUGUCAUCAGCAUGAUAGUUAUGUAUGAGGACGAUUCCGUUGAGGUGCGCUGCGGCGAUGGGUCGUGUUUGCAGCUCUCCCCGUGUGGUUCUGAGUUCUUGCUAGAGAAAACUGUUCCGCCAUCAGCUCACCCAUUACAGCCAAGCGAAAAAGUAAGACAGAGAACACGUUUCGUCACCAGCGCCCACAAAGAUUUAAUAGUUCAGGCUCUGGAGUUCAGGAACAGGUUUGCUGUGAGGCCAUACCUCCCCAAAGACCUCAUCCCCCAGAUUGCAGAAUGCACUUCUUCACUGAUAUUGCAGAGAUUGAGUGGCCUUCUUCUGUUUCCUGCGGGUUAGAGUUUGGGUUGAAUGGCGAGGCGAUCGUCUGUUCUGUGGAUGGGAAUGCCAGCCUCCUCUUGUCCCCUUCCAAGGAGGAGUUCUCAGUGGAGUUCCUCUGCAGGGCAAGUCAAACUGAGGUCCGGGGAGCUGUCCAUCAGGAUCCAGAGAUCGAGCCAGUUUCAAAGCAUGUGAAAAGCCAAGACAGUUCUACAGCAGGAGACUUGUGUUCACAGAACACAGCUGGGACAGUGAGGUUAUCUGGAGUGAAAGAAAAUGGACCAGACACCUCCAAAGCACAGGCUAGGCAGGGGCACCUGUACAGCCGGGUGGUCCAGCACCAUUCUUGCGCCUGUCCCCCACCUGUUUGGACAUACCCUUUGUCUUUGGCACUCAGCCUGUGCGAUUCUCAGCAGCGAAAGCCCAGUGAACACACUGCUGAAGAGGGGCUGGAGGCUGCAGCCGGAGCUCCGGGCAGUUCUCCGGGGCAGAGCGUGUCCAGGGGGGAGAGGUGCCGACUUCCAGAAGCUCUCCCGCUCACGUGUCCCACACCACACCAGCACAGGUGGAACUUGAGGGACUCGGCACAACGAAAGGAACAGGAAUUUGACCAAGGCCUGAGGACAGAGCUUGUAAAAGUUCUGUGGCUCCAAGGGGUUGUGUACAGGCUGAUCAGUGGGGCGAUCGCCAUCAUAGAGAUCUGCCCAGGAGAUGGCUCUGUCAUCAGGUCGAAUGGCGCAGUGGCAAAUUACUUCACACAUCAUGCAGCUAGGCUUUCCUUUGGACAGAACGAAGAGAGGACGUACUGCAUGAACAGGCUGCCCCCGGACGUCCCGGGCCUGGCGUACUCCAUCAGCUGUGUGGUAACCCGAGCCAACAGGAUCCUGAAGUGCUACAAUCAGGCCAGACUUUCCCUGAAGCUCCCCAGCUCCCACUGCUGCUGGAGUCAGGAGAGCCGCUCUUCAGACCGCGCGGCUCUGAUCCGGGAGGCCCAUGUUGCGGGCUCUGGGCACUUCAUGGCCUUUUCCGACGGCAGGGUCCACGUCAUCUUUCUGGAUGGGGUCACUUUGCAGAUGAUGUGGAGCACCAGCACACCAGCACAGGGGGCUGACGGGACGUUGCAGUUUGCCAGAGGUGCACAGCAGCUGGGCGGCUGGUGCCAGCUCGUCCUUCCCAACGGGCAGCGUCCGCUCGUACAGCUCCAGGCACCAGGGUCCUACAGCAGGUACGUGUCUCCUGCGCUGCAGUGGAGCCGGCGGGUUCUGGAAGCCGUGCCGAACGGCAGGGAGGCGAGCUGUGGAGUCCAGUCCUCUGUGCCCGGGCAGAGCUGGUCUGUUGUUGCAGAACUGGAGAAGAUCAAAAGGUUUAACUUCUUACUGGAACACAGCGGGCUUCUGAAGGCUGCAGGGGGUUCCGCGGGUUCUAGCUGUGGGUUCCGAGAAGUCGUCUCUCACGGCAACUCCGGAACGGACUCGGUGGUAGUGAACGAGAGUAGCAUCACCGAGGCGCUGCAGAAGACCUCGAAAGCCAUCCAGGACAUUGAGAUGCUCCUGUCAGUCAGGAAAUCGACCAAUCACAGCACUACAUAAGAGUCGAGGCAGGGUGUUGACCUUGUAUAUAUGAAUAGUACUGAAUAUUUAAGUAUAUACUUUUCUCAUCUAGUUUUACAUUACAGUUCGUUGAACAUCCAUGUAUCUGUUUCAAGCAUAAAAUGGAAAAUGUCUGAAUAUAAUAAAUAAAUAAAUAUAUAUAACCUCUUAAAAUUUUAAA